CCUUGCCGCCGUCCAUCUCUUGAGGUGUCCAUAAUUGACUCGUGCACCUUCGCGAAAGCACAUUCUUUUGACUUCUCUACUGUCUCUCAAUUUUCCCACACUUUUGUCUGUUCUCAAGCUUCCAGCCGCCAUGCAUUGGCCAUUCAUCCUGUCGAGUUUAGCCAUCGUGGCCAGCCCGGCUAGUGCUUGGCAGUACAUCUCUCCCAACGCUCUCCCGUCCGAUACUCUGUCUGAUAGCUGUGUGGAUGCCUUGGUGGCCGAUCUUUCUUGUCCAUCGCAGGUAUCUAGCUUUUUUGAGCGAGAACCUGUUCCGCUUGAAUCUCUGGAGGAGGCAUGUACCUCUGCAUGUCGUGCUUCACUGGCUGAGUUUGAGGCAAGCCUGAAGACUCAAUGCGGUGAGGAAGAUGUAGUCGAAUACGACCUGGGUGCCGGUACUGUUCACGUAUCCGUUGUGGCGACGGAUAUCUAUUAUCACUUCAACAGGACCUGCAUCAAGGACGGCAACAGAUGGUGCAACAUUUGGGCCUUUGAAAACUCUUCCGACAACGACUCGGAUAACAGUGGCUCCGCAGUUGUCACGUCUACGGCCUCCGUCGACAUGUGCGACAACUGCAUUAUCAAGCCUUUCCAGUUUAUGGCUGGCAACUCUUACUCAAACGGCUUCGCCUUGCAGGCGGAUUACUCCACCCUGACCGAAAGCUGCUCCAAAACUUCCUUUCCAUUGGCAACUACGGCAACCGAAGAACCAUCGACUACUGAUCCUGUGCCAACUUGCUCGGGGGAGGAGUACACUAUCCAGGCCGAGGACACUUGCCGGUCCAUUUCCAAGGCCAAAGACCUUGCCACAGCCUGGAUGUUGUAUGACAACGACUUGCAAGCCUUCUGCGCCAGCUUCCCAGAAGCGGGCGAGAAGAUAUGCAUUGUGAACCAGUGCAAAACGUAUACUAUUCAGGCUGAUGAUACUUGCCAGGGUAUCGCCGUUGCUGCCAAGAUCAGCAUGGUGCAGCUUUACACAUGGAAUCCUGUUCUCGGACCGGCUUGCAAUCGCUUGUCCCUGUCUGUGGGAGAUACCAUCUGCCUUGAGCCUCACGGCGACGAGGAAUACACAGUCCCAACUCACACAACCACCACCCCAACACCGGAGCCUACCGCGGCUCCAGUUCCCUCCAACAUCGCCACCGGCACAAACAAGAACUGCGCGCAGUACUAUUCCGUCCAGCCAGGUGACUACUGCAACCAGAUCAUCCUCAAGUUUAGCAUCUCCCUCAGCGACUUCCUCUUCCUGAACCAAGGGCUCAACACAGAAUGCACGAACCUCUUCGCUGAGGAGUCUUAUUGCGUUUCGCCAGUCGGACCUAUCAACUUGUACCCUGGCCAUCCAGACUAUGUUGGGCCGAGUUCGAGCAUUUCCGAUAUUCCUUUUAGCGACCUUCCCAAGGCUACUUUCACCGCACCCGCGAUCACGGGCCUGCCUACUCAGCUUCCAAGAGCUAAAGGUACGAGGAGCGAUUGCGUCAUCUACAUGGACGGCACGGAGCUGCAGAUUGACAUGGGCUGGAGCUCUUCAUUCUCAGCUUGCGAAGAACUGACCGAGGUGUGGGAUAUUUCACUCGCCGAGUUGCACAAUUGGAACCCAUCCCUCAACACAACUUCUCGGGACUGUACGUUCAGCGAGGAGUAUAGCUACUGCAUGGCAGCAUACCUGAGAACAAACACUCGCACACCUGAUCCUGAUUCCGAGAUUGAGCUUGAACCGGAGACUACUACUGCGGAUACUGCCGAGCCAACAUCCGUUGAACUUCCAAUCAGAGAUGGUGCGGCCGAGAAUUGCAAAACCUAUUAUGCAGUCGUUUCGGGGCAGACGUGUCAAGAAGUCUUAGACGCUAAUGGUCUGACCAUUGCUGAGUUCUAUGCCAUGAACACGGCUAUUGGUUCUGAGUGCCAUAAUCUCUGGCCUGAAUACAGAUACUGUGUUGCAGUCUAAGUAUGGGACCCCAAUCAUAACAAUCCAUGAUAUGUGUAGUUAAGAAUAUUCUUGGUGCGAUAAAACUUUUCACGAGACUGGUGUCCUACGUCACAGUUAAAAUAUCACUCCCAUAAGUCUUCGGGGUACCAGAUCGAUAUACAGUAGACGAGAGGGGUAGCUGAGGGAAGAAGAGUCUGAAUGGAGGAGCGUAAUAGCAAAGGUUUGGAUACCAAAUUUAAGUCUUUGUCAAUGGCAUGAAUAU
Molecule: messenger RNA, 2228 nt
Organism: Ilyonectria robusta
Lineage: Eukaryota; Fungi; Ascomycota; Sordariomycetes; Hypocreales; Nectriaceae
Exons: 8
Coding region: 131-1984 (617 amino acids)
Source: RefSeq, a predicted model, not a curated record